UGCACCGCUGUCAGACAGGUGCAUCGUCUUGCUUCCGGGUUGACGCGUGUUGCGAGUUGUCUGCGCCAGGUGACGGUGCAAAACUGCCGCUGCACACCUGACGCUGCACACCUGCCGCUACACACCUGUCGUACCGUCUACCAUGGAGCCGGCGCUGCCCCUCCCCCUGGCCCCGCCCCUGCUGACCACCGCAGCGGACUCCGCCAAGGACUGGGCCAUCCUGCACGGUGUCGCCAUGAGAACCGAGGAGCAGCCAAACUCUUCUGAUGCCGUCAACUUUGCACCUUUCCAGCUGCUGCCUUCACCUGUACCCAGGGUGCUGUUUGACCAAGCGAAGGCGGUGCAGCGUGACUUUAACCUCCUGGUCCACCGGCUCAGCCAGGACUCAAACUUCCUCACCAGCUGCCUCAGAAGUACCAUCCAGGUGGACGACUUCACCUGUCGGCUGUUCCGCAUCUAUGAGCAGGUGCGACGGGAGGGCGUGGCUCAGCCGGUGUGCCUGGGGCUGCACAGGUCCGACUACAUGCUGGACGAUCCCAGCAGGACAGGCCAGGAGAACGGAGAACCAGAAGCAAAACAACCAAGGCUGGACUUGCUACAGCUGAAGCAGAUUGAGAUCAACUGUAUCGCCUCCAGCUUUGGGGGGCUGGGGUCACAGAUGCCAGGCUUACACAGACAUGUUCUACGGCUCUGUGGUGUUUCCAGGUUCACAGCUGACAGACAUUUGCCACAGAACAGAGCGAUGUCCAGCCUAGCAGGGGGUCUGGCAGCAGCCUGGGAACUAUACGGGGAACAGAGCGCCGUGAUCGUGGUUGUGGUUCAGGAGGAGAACAGGAACGCCAUGGACCAACGCUGGCUGGAGUUCGCUGCCAUGGACAGGAACCCCAGCAUCAGGGUGAGGCGCUGCACACUGACACAGAUCCACGACAGGGGAGAACUCAGGCCUGACAAGACAUUACUGGUGGAUGGUGAGGAGGUUGCAGUGGCGUACUUCAGGGCAGGCUACAUCCCAACAGACUACCCCACAGAACAGGAGUGGACAGCCCGGUUAAAGAUAGAGCAGUCCAAAGCCAUCAAGUGUCCGUGUAUUUCCUACCAUCUAGCAGGCACUAAAAAAGUGCAACAGGAGCUAGCCCAGCCGGGUGUGCUGGAGAAGUUUUUAAAGGACCCUGAGGCAGUGGAAAGAGUCAGAGCAACGUUUGCAGGGCAGUACACACUAGAACUGGGUGCUGAGGGGGACUGGACAGUAGAGAUGGUGACCUCAGAUCCCGGCAGGUUCGUCAUGAAGCCACAGAGGGAGGGAGGAGGUAACAACAUCUUCGGCGAGGACAUCCCCGCAGCGCUGAACAACAUGGCAGACGUUAAGGAGAGGACGGCGUACAUCGUGAUGGACCGGAUACGCCCAGCUGUCGUGUCGAACUACGCGGUCCGGCCGGGCAGGGAACCGGCGCUAACGGAGGCGGUCAGCGAACUGGGCAUCUUCGGAGUCUUCAUUGGGAAGGGCGAUGAGGUCGUGCUGAACCAGGAGGGGGGUCACCUGCUCAGGACCAAACCAUCCUCCACAGAAGACGGGGGUGUAGCUGCUGGCAAUGCCCUGCUGGACAGCCCUUACCUCAUCUGACAUGUUCCAGUACUGUAUUGACCUACCCUCGAUCCUAGUGGUUUCUCCUGACAGUGGUGAUUUCUGAUAAAGCUUCAGAAACUUAGUUCUCAUUUUUUAGAUUUCCUGUUUAGUUUCGGACUGGCUUUGUGCAUUUUUUUUUCGUUCUAAUUAUUAGUAUAGUCUUUUGUGAGGCAAAUUCAAGAAAUGGUUCUGAGCGAGCUCCAUGGAGUGUGUGAGUGUAGGCUAUACCACUGGGCAUGGGGUAGGUCAUCAUCAUAGUAGGAAAAACAUAAAAAUCGGAGCUAGGUCAUGUUGUACUUUGAGUUAGUUUCAAUUGUAGCAAGCCUUGAAGUAUGAUAUAACUAAUUAAUUGAUAAAUAAUUUAUUUGAUUUGGGGAAGCAUGAUGAUAUCUGAAGGUGCUGUGAGGAAACCACAGGGAAAGGGAAGAGUAAAGUGUAAAGUGUUUCCUAGCAAAUGGUGCAGGCAACAUUCUGUACAUUCCGGCGAUUUUAUACUGUUAAAUGUACUUAAGAACAAUUGCCAGAAUAAUGUAGUAAAGUGUGCAUGAAUAGAUAUAGAUGGUACAAAUAAAUAUUUUAUA
Branchiostoma floridae (Florida lancelet) is the source of this 2205-nucleotide messenger RNA. RefSeq names its product glutathione synthetase-like. Gene Ontology annotation, cellular component: cytosol. Gene Ontology annotation, biological process: glutathione biosynthetic process. Bases 143 to 1621 code for a protein of 492 amino acids. Lineage: Eukaryota; Metazoa; Chordata; Leptocardii; Amphioxiformes; Branchiostomatidae. The transcript has 15 exons. Gene Ontology annotation, molecular function: glutathione binding; ATP binding; glutathione synthase activity. The record is from RefSeq and is a predicted model, not a curated record.